AUGAGAAAGACGUGUGAUUUUGGAAUUCGCUGGAUUUUUGGGAACAGAAUCUCAGAAUCUCAGAAUCUCAGAUUCUCAGAAUCUCAGAAUCUCAGAAUCUCAGAAUCUCAGAAUCUCAGAAUCUCAGAAUCUCAGAAUCUCAGAAUCUCAGAAUCUCAGAAUCUCAGAAUCACAGAAUCUCAGAAUCUCAGAAUCUCAGAAUCUCAGAAUCUCAGAAUCUCAGAAUCUCAGAAUCUCAGAAUCUCAGAAUCUCAGAAUCUCAGAAUCUCAGAAUUUCAGAAUCUCAGAAUUUCAGAAUCUCAGAAUCUCAGAAUCUCAGAAUUUCAGAAUCUCAGAAUCUCAGAAUCUCAGAAUCUCAGAAUCUCAGAAUCUCAGAAUCUCAGAAUCUCAGAAUCUCAGAAUCUCAGAAUUUCAGAAUCUCAGAAUCUCAGAAUCUCAGAAUCUCAGAAUCUCAGAAUCUCAGAAUCUCAGAAUCUCAGAAUCUCAGAAUCUCAGAAUCUCAGAAUUUCAGAAUCUCAGAAUUUCAGAAUCUCAGAAUCUCAGAAUCUCAGAAUUUCAGAAUCUCAGAAUCUCAGAAUCUCAGAAUCUCAGAAUCUCAGAAUCUCAGAAUCUCAGAAUCUCAGAAUCUCAGAAUCUCAGAAUUUCAGAAUCUCAGAAUCUCAGAAUCUCAGAAUUUCAGAAUCUCAGAAUCUCAGAAUUUCAGAAUCUCAGAAUCUCAGAAUCUUAGAAUCUCAGAAUCUCAGAAUCUCAGAAUCCCAGAAUCUCAGAAUCUCAGAAUUUUAG
This is a messenger RNA of Caenorhabditis briggsae, 783 nucleotides long. The coding region runs from base 1 to 783 and encodes 260 amino acids. The transcript is spliced from 2 exons. The record is from RefSeq and is a predicted model, not a curated record. Lineage: Eukaryota; Metazoa; Nematoda; Chromadorea; Rhabditida; Rhabditidae.